Molecule: messenger RNA, 306 nt
Organism: Mus pahari (shrew mouse)
Lineage: Eukaryota; Metazoa; Chordata; Mammalia; Rodentia; Muridae
Product: secreted seminal-vesicle Ly-6 protein 1-like
Exons: 3
Coding region: 1-306 (101 amino acids)
Source: RefSeq, a predicted model, not a curated record
AUGAAUCCGGUGAUGAAAAUCAGUAUACUGCUCUUCGUGACUUUAUCCUUUAUCUGCUUUGUGGAGGCUCUGAAAUGCUUCCAGUGCCCUUUGUUCAACUCUAAGGGGAGAUGUUUUUACCAAGAAGCCACCUGUGAGACCCAAAAUAACCAAGUAUGUGUCUGGUGGGCAAAGUUUGCAGGUGGCAGGUUACUGUAUGGGUUCCAGGAAUGUUCUCACAUAUGUGUUAAUCAAACACUGAUCUUGGGAAAUAAUAGAAUUGAAAUGAGAUGUUGCAAUGACAAAUCUUUCUGCAACCAGUUUUAG